Messenger RNA from Orycteropus afer afer, 522 nucleotides. It is a transcript of the gene CD164L2, whose product is annotated as CD164 molecule like 2. The coding region runs from base 1 to 522 and encodes 173 amino acids. The record is from RefSeq and is a predicted model, not a curated record. The transcript is spliced from 5 exons. Gene Ontology annotation, cellular component: cytoplasmic vesicle. Lineage: Eukaryota; Metazoa; Chordata; Mammalia; Tubulidentata; Orycteropodidae.
AUGGCGGCACCAGGACCCCGUGCCUUGCAGGCUGUGCUCUGUAGCUGCUGCUGCUGCCUCCUGCUGUGCACUCAGCUCUCUGUGGCUGGUAAAGGAGCACUAGGCUUUGGGCGGGGUGCCCUGCUCCACCUGAACAUCUGGCCAGCUGUCCAAAGGGGCUGCAGAGAGCUGGAGCUCUGUGAGCGUUGUGUGGAGGGGGACAGAGCACACAACGUCUCAGGCUGCGUGUGGGAGAAAUGCCACCCCGAGGAGCCAGGACACUGUGUGGCCCAAGCUGAAGUGGUCAAGGAAGGCUGCUCUGUCUACAACCACUCAGAGGUGUGUCCAGCUGCCCACCAUCACCCCACCUAUCAACCGAAGACAAUCACAACAGGAAGCCCCCUGGUCCCUGAAGGCCCUAGCCCUGGCUUUGAUGGAGCCAGCUUCAUUGGGGGUGUCGUGCUGGUGCUGAGCCUGCAGGCAGUGGCCUUCUUUGUGUUGCGCUUCCUCAAGGCCAAGGACAGCACCUACCAGACACUGUGA